AUGGUAAUGGAGGCGUCCCCAUCCCCGCAGAGCGUUGGCCGCGAGUUCGUCCGCCAGUACUACACGCUGCUGAACAAGGCACCAGCCUUUCUGCAUAGGUUCUACAACAACUACUCGUCGUUCGUCCACGGCGGCCUGGAUGCGCCCAACCGCGAGACGCUUCCAGUGAUCGGACAGAAGCAGAUACACAACCGCAUCCAGCAGCUCAACUUCCGCGACUGCCAUGCCAAGAUCAGCCAGGUGGACUCGCAGGCGACGCUGGGCAACGGCGUGGUGGUGCAGGUGACCGGGGAGCUGUCCAACGGCGGCGCGCCGAUGCGCCGCUUCACGCAGACCUUCGUGCUGGCCGCCCAGUCGCCCAAGAAGUACUACGUGCACAACGACAUCUUCCGCUACCAGCGCCCGUGCCCGCCCCCGCCCCCGCCCCCGCCCCCGUCGCCGCGCCCGCUCCCGCCCCGCACGUCAACGGCCACCCGCCGCCCUUGGAGGAGACGCGUCAUCUCGUCGCGGCGCUCCAGGGUCAGUAUGACAAUGGCGAGCUCAAUAUCCGGCCCGAGCGAGCGGGAGGCGGAAGCGGAAGCGGAGACGCCGGCGGCUGGUGCGCCCCAGCCCGCGCCUGAGCCCGACCAAGAACGGGAGCCCACGCCGCCGCCAUCGCAGCCCGCCGUGCCGGAGCCCAAGACGUACGCGAACCUGCUGAAGUCGGGCUCGGGCGGGCCUUCGGCGACGCGCAGCUCGCCGCCCGCCUCCGCGCCCGCGCCCGCUCCCGCCGCCGCGCCCGCGCCCGCCUCCGCCCCCGCUUCAGCAUCCGCAUCCGCGCCCGCGCAAGAGCAGCGCCCGCGCCCGCCACGCGUGCAACAGCCGCCCGCGGAGGGCGGCGCCGGGCGGCGCUACUCGGACUCGCAGCAGCUGUUCCUGGGCAACCUGCCGCACUCGGCCACGGAGGAGGAGCUGCGCGCGCUGUUCGCGCGCUUCGGCGCCGUGGCCGAGCUGCGCGUGCACGGCAAGGGCGGCCACCCCAACUACGGCUUCAUCACGUACGAGUCGCCGCAGGCGGCGCUCGAGUGCCUGCGCGCGCCGCCGCUUUACUUCCCGCCCGACGGCGCCGAGCCCGUCAAGCUCAACGUGGAGGAGAAGAAGGCGCGCGCGCGCCGCCGCCCGCUCUCCUCGCACCGCCCCGCCUUCCAGCCGCGCCAGCCCUUCCGCCGC
Molecule: messenger RNA, 1209 nt
Organism: Iphiclides podalirius (scarce swallowtail)
Lineage: Eukaryota; Metazoa; Arthropoda; Insecta; Lepidoptera; Papilionidae
Source: the annotation of a GenBank genome assembly